Molecule: messenger RNA, 1092 nt
Organism: Microthlaspi erraticum
Lineage: Eukaryota; Viridiplantae; Streptophyta; Magnoliopsida; Brassicales; Brassicaceae
Source: the annotation of a GenBank genome assembly
AUGGAUUAUGAUGGAAACAAGUUAUUCAUUGGAGGCAUACCAAGAGAGACUAGUGAAGAGUCUCUGAAGCAGCAUUUCAGUAGAUAUGGUCUUGUGUUGGGAGCUGUUGUUGCUAAAGAGAAAGCCUCUGGACAACCUAGAGGCUUUGCGUUUGUUCGCUUUGCUAAUGCCUUUGAUGUUGACAAAGCUCUCAGAGAUUCUCACUUCAUUCUCGGUCGUGCCGUCGAUGUGAAGAAGGCAAUUCCGAGGCAUGAACAGCUUAGGUAUCAACAACCAGUACAACAGAACAAUGGUGGUUUUCAUGAAAUGUGGAGUAACAACAACCGUAGGACGAAGAAACUGUUCGUUGGGGGUUUAUCAUCCGAGACAACUGAAGAAGAGUUCAAGACUUACUUUGAGAAGUUCGGCAGGACGACGGAUGUGGUUGUGAUGCACGACAGCUUGACGAACAGGCCGAGAGGGUUCGGGUUUGUCACGUUUGAUUCAGAGGACUCUGUUGAGAUCGUUAUGCAGAGCAAUUUCCAUGAACUGAGUAAGAAACGUGUGGAGGUGAAACGAGCAAUACCUAAAGAAGGCAUCCAGAGCAAUAACCGUAGUAAUCGUAACCUUGCUACUACUCCUCCUGCUACUACAUACAACAACUUUCAAGCUGCAACAACACCGUAUGUCCCUGAGAGAAACGGAUAUGGAAUGCUUGUUCAGUAUCCUCCUACCGUCUUUGGUUAUCAACACAGUGUUGUCCAAGGCUUCCAGUAUCCUAUUGGUUACCCAUUCACAGCUGAAGGGACGCUUAACGUUCUCUGGAACAAUCCGGUUAUGCCAACCACCGGGUUUUACUACCCUCCUCCGCCUCCUCCUCCUCCUCCGGCGACGACCAACACUACUUGUUAUUACAUGAACGGGUUUGAUCUUUCGUGUUUGAGCAGGAAUGGUUUCAAUGCUGUGCCAUGGCCUGUUGUAGCUGGUGAUGGAACCGGUGUGCUAAUACCUCGGUUUGAAGAUUUGAAGCUUGAGGUCUCUAGUCAAGGUCAUAAGAGAAACAGUGGAGGAGGGAACAUGGUGAAGCCGUUGCCUAAUGGUAUUUAUAGAUGA